ACUACAUGCAGCUCUCAAUAAAUUAAGCCACUUUCUCUUUGCCUCCUGCCUAAGAUAAAAGCAUCUGCAUCCCUCCAUUUUCUUGCCAUCACAAAUCCAGAACCUCAAUCCUUGGCCAUCCUAACACGCCAUGGUUUCUCGGAUCAAAACCUCUCUUCUUGUUCUUCUUGUAGUACUCUCUUUUUACUUGUCUUCAGGCACUGUCGAUGGUUUCAGUAAUGGUGCAAAAUUAAUCAACUCCCUUCGCCAGGACGGUAGUUUGAGGGUGAACUUGAGCUCGAGGAAGCUACUGAGUCAUGAUGUGUCAGACUAUGAUGAAGCCGGAGCAAACACUAAACAUGAUCCGAGGGGCAGGAGAGGUGGUGGUGGCGGAAAGAACCGUUGAGUACUAGCUGAAAAUGCUGCUGCUACUACAGAGUUUUUGCUGGUUAAUGAGGAAACAUUUUAUUCUUGUACUGUUUUAGAGUACCAUAUUAGUGCUUAAUGAGUUCCUGAUCUAAUAUACUCUGCAAUACUUAACUUA
This is a messenger RNA of Daucus carota subsp. sativus, 523 nucleotides long. RefSeq lists its product as uncharacterized. The transcript is spliced from 3 exons. NCBI's taxonomy places the organism in Eukaryota, Viridiplantae, Streptophyta, Magnoliopsida, Apiales, Apiaceae. Bases 131 to 385 code for a protein of 84 amino acids. The record is from RefSeq and is a predicted model, not a curated record.